Arabidopsis lyrata subsp. lyrata is the source of this 1135-nucleotide messenger RNA. Its product is annotated as protein sym-1. Gene Ontology annotation, cellular component: membrane; cytoplasm. The coding region runs from base 49 to 894 and encodes 281 amino acids. The record is from RefSeq and is a predicted model, not a curated record. The transcript has 7 exons. Lineage: Eukaryota; Viridiplantae; Streptophyta; Magnoliopsida; Brassicales; Brassicaceae.
AUUCAGGAGUCGUCCUCGCCGUUCAGUUUCAGACCAGACGAAACCACAAUGCUUAACCCCAUCACUUUAACCCGGAAACCACCACUCCCUUUCAAUGUUCUUGCGUUUUCCGGUAGAAGGGCAAUGUAUAAAGCUAGUUCGAGCAGGGCUCUUUCGUUUGGGUACAAAUAUGUUGGUUCACUGAAUUUUGGUCGUAGCAAUUUGUCGGGGAGAUCCGGAACUGGGUUUGGGCAUCUGGGUCGGGUCUCUUCGGUCUCAGGUGGAAGUUCAGGUGGUUCUGGCGGGUUAGGUGGUUCAGGUGGUGGUGGUGGUUCCGGCGAUGGGGGUGAUGGUGAAGGUAGCGGCGGAAACGGGAAGAAGUGGUCAUUCGUCUCAUGGUACUUGGCUCUUCUCUCAGAUUCUCCUGUUUUGACUAAAGCUGUGACCUCAGCACUUUUGACCCUCAUUGGAGAUGUGAUCUGUCAGCUUACAAUCAAUAAGACCUCAUCACUGGACAAGAAGAGGACACUCACGUUUACCUUGUUGGGCUUAGGACUAGUCGGACCAGCAUUGCAUUUCUGGUAUCUGUAUUUGAGCAAAGUGGUGACAGCUUCCGGAUUAUCAGGCGCAGUUAUACGACUUUUACUGGAUCAGUUUGUUUUUGCUCCUAUUUUUGUUGGAGUUUUCUUAUCAGCAGUUGUGACACUUGAAGGAAAACCAUCAAAUGCCAUACCGAAGCUACAACAGGAGUGGACUGGUGCAGUGCUAGCAAAUUGGCAACUAUGGAUACCAUUUCAGUUUCUUAACUUCAGAUUUGUUCCACAGAACUUCCAGGUACUUGCUUCAAACGUAGUGGCUUUGGCUUGGAAUGUGAUUUUAUCAUUCAAAGCUCACAAAGAAGUUGUCGCAAAGUAGGCAUGUUUCUUACCUAAAAGCCUCAGGUGGUUGUUAUCGGCAGAGUUUUGGGGCAAUGUUCUUGUCUGCUGAUGCAAAUGUUUGGUGUUUCAAAACAAUUAUUUGGGAACCCUGCACUUGACUUUUUUUGUUAGUGUAGAAACUAGAAACAAGCUUUUCUCUAAGCAUCUUAAAUAUUUUCACAUCAUCACGUUUCAAAUGUUUAUUGUUUCCAAAUGUUCUUAAAAUCGUUCAGAGGGUU